Myzus persicae (green peach aphid) is the source of this 2238-nucleotide messenger RNA. RefSeq names its product 52 kDa repressor of the inhibitor of the protein kinase-like. Bases 1 to 2238 code for a protein of 745 amino acids. The record is from RefSeq and is a predicted model, not a curated record. Gene Ontology annotation, molecular function: protein dimerization activity. NCBI's taxonomy places the organism in Eukaryota, Metazoa, Arthropoda, Insecta, Hemiptera, Aphididae. The transcript has a single exon.
AUGGAGUCGUCGGAAUUGUGUCUAGUUGAAAGUGCUUCGGUUACCAUGAAUACAAAAAAUAACAGUGGUCAUAUAAUCUUAACUUAUGAAAAAGAUAUUGGAAAUUAUUUGAACGUCGAAAAUAUUGACGAUUGUUUAAAACAUGAACUUUUACGUAAUCCUUGGGUACCGAAUACUACUUAUGACUUUAAAAGUGAUUUAAAAUCAGGAAGAACUCGAGCAUUUAGACAUCAAUGGUUGCACGAAUACGGUUCAUGGUUGACAUAUUCAGCUCUUGAGGGUGUGAAAGGAGCUUUUUGUAGAAUAUGUGUGUUGUUCAAGCCAUCAAUUCAUAGAGGCGUACAAGGUGGAUUUAUAAUAAGACCGUUUACUAAGUAUAAGGAUUUUCAUGCAUCUUCUAGAAUACAUUUGUCUUCAAAUUGGCACACUGAAUCAAUGUCAAGAGCAAAAGAUUUUAUGGAUAUUAUGAAUGGUAAAAAAAUUAAUGUUAUUGAACAAGUAAAUUCUGGAUUGCAUAAAGAAAUAGAAACUAAUAGGCUAAAAUUAAAACCUAUUAUAUCAACUAUUUUGUUUUGUGGAACUCACGACCUUCCCUUACGAGGGAAAAAAUCAGAUUCUGGUGUUUUUCACGAUCUUUUAAACUUUCGUAUUGAAUCUGGCGAUGAGAUAUUGAAAGAUCAUUUUUUAACUAAUGUGGGAAAUGCUAAAUAUUCGUCCCAUAGAACUCAAAAUGAAUUAAUUACACUGUGUGGAAAAAUAUUAAAAGAAGAAAUAGUAUGUGAAGCUAAUGCCGCGAAUGCGUUUUCCAUUAUUGCUGACGAAUCAGCAGAUAUUUCUGGUGUUGAGCAGCUAACAAUUGUAAUUAGAUUUUUAGACAAACAGUCCAAGAUUCGAGAAGAAUUCCUUGGCUUUUUACCAUUAGAUAAAUUAGACGCAGAAUCAGUUGCUACUAAAAUUUUAUCAUUUAUGGAAGAUAGUGGCCUUAAUUUAAGUAAAUUUUGUGGACAAGGUUAUGACGGCUGUGCUACAAUGGCUGGCAAAGUAGGCGGCGUUGCUAAAUUAAUUCGUGACCGAUAUAAUAAAGCUUUAUAUUUCCAUUGUGCUAGUCACCGAUUAAAUUUAGUAAUUAACGAUCUAAACAAAAUGAUGGUUAUUCGUAAUACUAUUGGCACAAUAAAAGAAAUUAUAAAAUUUUAUCGCGAAAGUACCCUUCGAAGAAAUCUUAUACCUAAUAUACCACUUUUUUGCGAAACCCGCUGGUCUUCAAAGUAUAAGAGUAUUAGGCUAUUUUCUGAAAAUUUUAUUGCUAUAAUUCAAAGCCUUCAAUCUUUGUCUGUUAAUGGUCUUAUAAAUUCGAAUACAAGACAACGUGCACUAUGUCUAUACUCUUCAACCUCAAAUUUUUCAUUUAUAAUUAGUAUGAAAAUAAUCGCAAAAUACAGCGCUAUCUUAGAACCGGUUACAAAUAUUUUACAAGGUGUAUCAAUGGAGCUGUAUAAAGUUCGGGAACAUGUAGAGGAAUUGUUAAAAAUGUUAGAAGACAAUAGAACAAAUGCAAAUGAAAUCUUUGAUUUAUUAUUUACUGAUGCCAAAUCUAUAGCAGAUGAUUUUGAAAUCACUAUUACUUGUCCCAGAAUAACUGGAAAACAAUCACACAGAAACAAUUAUUCUUAUGAAUCUCCCAAAGACUACUAUCGAGUAUCAAUUUUUCUACCUUAUCUAGAUUCAAUAAUUCAAUGUAUUAAAGAAAGAUUUGAAAAAAGUAAUAGUGUUGCUUUUUCACUACAACACCUUCAUCCAGCAUUAUUUAUAAAAAUGAAAAAACAAGAGUACACUGACAGCAUAACUAAUAUUUAUAAUUUUUAUAAAAUUGAAAAUCUGUUAGCUGAAAGUGAAAGUUGGUAUAGUUUAUGGCAAAAAAAAGACUGCCAAAGUAUGGACAUAAUAGAUUUACUAGAACAUAGCAAAAUAUUUUUUCCUGGCAUUACAAUUGCAUUAGAAAUUUUUCUGUCUUUGCCAGCUACAAGUUGUGCAGCCGAAAGGUCAUUUAGCACUUUACGAAGGGUUAAGACUUGGCUUCGGUCUACGACGGGUGAAGACCGAUUAAAUGGCCUAUGUAUGUUAAGUGUCCAUCGUGAAAGAGUUGAUGUAAGAAAAGAUAAAUUAAUUGAACAGUUAAUAACAAGGUUUGCAAUAGAACAACCACGAAGACUUCAGUUUUUAUUUAAUAACGACUAA